GAAAGAAAGUUCUAAGAAACUUUAAAGAAUAUCGCAUAAAAUUAUUUUUUAUUUUUACCAUAGAUGGCUGCAUGUGUGGCAAGAAUAUAAAAUAGAAAAUAUUUAAUUUCGAAGACGAUUCUGUUAUCUGGAAGGAACUCGUAUAAGAUCUUCAAACUGAAUUAGGCUCUCGAAAUGGAGUUAGCAUUUGAUGUCUUCUCUCCUCCUGGUGAUAGAGAACAAAAUUUGCCUCCAGUUAUUCUUCUUCACGGAAUGAUGGAUUCUAGAAAAACCUGGAAAAAACUGGGUCCGCAAAUUGCGAGGAAAACUGGGCGUAAGGUGUAUGCUGUGGAUGCUAGAAACCACGGGGAAAGUCCUUGGAGUGAUGACUUCAAUUUCGACAUUUUGGCGGAGGAUUUGGACCAUUUUUUAAACUGUCACCAAAUAUCUCGCGGUACGCUGGUUGGACACAGCAUGGGAGGAAGAACAGCCCUCACUCUUGCUCUUAGAAAGCCGGAAAAGGUAGAAAAAUUAAUCGUUGAAGAUAUGACGCCUCAAAAUUUUAGUGUCCGUUCUUCCGGAAUAGUGAUACAAAUGCUGCACUUGCUCAAAGAGUCUCUGAAUGCCAUUCCGCUUGGAGCAGAUGAAAGGACAGCGAAGAAAGCCGUUGUGCAAUUUAUGGUUAAACUGUUGCCACCAGAGCAAAUACCAGUUGAUAAACGGGACAAUUACGACUUAGAUAUGCUUCCACUCAAACGCGUUGGUGACAAAUAUUCAUGGAAAACUAAUUUAAAUGCUCUAGAAAGUUUUCUUAAUUCAGCAGAGAGAAUGCAUCAGGAUCUUUCCGGAACAUUUAUGGGCGAAGCCUUAUUCCUGUAUGGAACAAAAUCGUUCUUUAAAGUAGGUAAAGACCAACUUAUCCCAAAAUUAUUUCCCGAAGCUGUCAAAAUUGGAUUUGAUGGAGCUGGCCAUCUCAUUCAUCACGAAUGUCCAGAUAGUUUCGUGGAAGAAGUGACGAAAUUCAUUAAUGGAUACUAUAAUCAAAAAUCUAAAUAUUGAUGCUAAAAAUGGAUUGAAUGAAAGAAUGUAUCCUUGCGAGCUAUUUGAACUUUUAUUUUGCUGUAUUACAAAUUCAUGUACGAAUGCAAUAUGUGUAUCAAUAUGUAUACCUUUGACUGACUGUGUAUUAUUAUGUCAAUGUUGUAAUUUCACUUAUGAAAUAUGUAUGCUUAUUUUGCUGAUACAAUAAGAAGUUACUAUUUUUUUAUAAAAUAUAAAUCUAUGAUAAAAUAAUCAUAA
Messenger RNA from Stegodyphus dumicola, 1278 nucleotides. RefSeq names its product sn-1-specific diacylglycerol lipase ABHD11-like. The record is from RefSeq and is a predicted model, not a curated record. Gene Ontology annotation, molecular function: carboxylic ester hydrolase activity. Gene Ontology annotation, biological process: lipid metabolic process. NCBI's taxonomy places the organism in Eukaryota, Metazoa, Arthropoda, Arachnida, Araneae, Eresidae. Gene Ontology annotation, cellular component: mitochondrion.